This is a messenger RNA of Rhineura floridana, 2027 nucleotides long. RefSeq names its product four and a half LIM domains 2 (gene FHL2). Gene Ontology annotation, cellular component: nucleus; Z disc. Gene Ontology annotation, molecular function: transcription coregulator activity; transcription factor binding. The transcript is spliced from 8 exons. The coding region runs from base 297 to 1136 and encodes 279 amino acids. Lineage: Eukaryota; Metazoa; Chordata; Lepidosauria; Squamata; Rhineuridae. Gene Ontology annotation, biological process: negative regulation of transcription by RNA polymerase II; negative regulation of calcineurin-NFAT signaling cascade. The record is from RefSeq and is a predicted model, not a curated record.
AAUAAGCCUCAGUGCCAGCCUUUGUCUCCUCACUCCUCAACUGGUAGACGGAAGCAUCGCCCACAAAGUUCAGCAUCAACCCUCAGGAGCUUUUCUCCCUGUAUAGAAAAACACAUGGGGACCUGAAUCAUUUCCCCUGCAGGAAGAAAAUCAAUGGACAGGGGAAGGGAGAGGGGUUUUAUGUGAAAAAGCAGCAGGUUACUGUGUUUCCCAUUUGUUAAUGGAUGUGACUCCCCAUCCCAACUCCAGAGGGUACCAUUAACUACCUGCCUGCUGCCAAAAUCCUAGAUGUCAAAAUGACAGAACGCUUUGACUGCCACUACUGCAAGGAGACCCUGUUUGGCAAAAAGUACAUCCUGAGGGAGGAUAGCCCCUACUGUGUCAAGUGCUAUGAGAGCCUGUACUCCAACACCUGUGAGGAAUGUAAAAAGCCAAUCGGCUGUGAUUGUAAGGACUUGUCCUACAAGGACCGACACUGGCAUGAAACUUGUUUCCACUGCUUCCAGUGCAAGAACUCCCUGGUGGACAAACCUUUUGCAGCAAAAGAAGAGCAUCUUCUCUGCACUGAAUGCUACUCCAAUGAAUACUCCUCCAAGUGUAGCGAGUGCAAGAAGACCAUCAUGCCAGGUACUCGCAAGAUGGAAUAUAAAGGGAACAGCUGGCACGAGACCUGCUUUAUUUGCCAUCGGUGCCAGCAGCCAAUUGGAACGAAGAGUUUCAUCCCCAAAGACAAUCAAAAUUUCUGUGUGCCCUGCUAUGAGAAGCAGUUUGCAAUGCAGUGUGUCCAGUGCAAGAAGCCAAUUACCACAGGAGGAAUUACUUACCGGGAGCAGCCAUGGCACAAGGAAUGCUUUCUGUGCACUGGGUGCAAAAAGCAGCUAUCUGGACAACGCUUUACUUCCCGGGAUGAGUUUGCCUAUUGUUUGAACUGCUAUUGCAGCCUCUAUGCUAAGAAAUGUGCUGGAUGCACCAAUCCAAUCAGUGGGCUUGGAGGUACCAAGUAUAUCUCAUUUGAGGAACGCCAGUGGCACAAUGAUUGUUUCAACUGCAAGAAGUGCUCCCUAUCAUUAGUGGGCCGUGGUUUCCUCACAGAGAGGGAUGACAUUCUGUGUCCUGAGUGUGGGAAGGACAUUUAAAGUGUGAAAAAAUAAAAUAAUAUUAAGUUCUUACAAAGGCAUAUAUUUUCUAAAGUAAGCAAUGAUGUGUAUGAGUUUUGGUCAGAAGUGAAAAACAUUGUGUCUUGUUUUUCUGCAAUAUAUAUUUCAUCCAUUAACUUUUUCUUUUCUAGACUGUAGAUAUGCAUUGGAGAAGGGAAAGACAAAAGAGAGGGAAGGUGAUUUUGACAUCAGGCAAUACAUUUAAUUUAUGCAUCAAGACUAGUCCAUAUACUGAGUUGUGAGUUGCUCAGAUAUUUAUGGAUAAAGCUGAACAAAGCAGGAAGUGUGCUAUUGUACUUAUUUUCCACUCAUGAGCUUCCCAUAAGUAUCUGUCAAGCCACCAUGGGAAACAGGAUGUUUGAAUGAAUGGGCCUUCGGUUUGAUCCCAAAGGGCUCAUGUUCUUAGCAAUACAAAUUUCUCUUCAAACGAUGUAUGCAGUGUAAAGUGAACAUCAGUUUUGAAAUGGAGAUUCCUUACAGAUUGCAGGGGCCACUGUUUGGAGUGUUGAUAGGUCAGGCAUCAAUAUUUAUUACAUCCAAGGUGGCAAAUGUGUAGGUGAUAAUAUGACUGUAGAGUAUGUAGGUUCAAUCAGAAAUAGUACGUUUUGUGCCAUGCCUUAAAAUAAGGGAUUAAGGAUGUAAUUCUAUGCACACUUUCAUUAGAAUAACUCCCACUGAACUGGAUUGGGAUUUAUUCCACAUAAAUGCACAUUGGAACAGGUUGCAUGAGGUUUAAAUCAAUGUAAAUCUGCAACACAUUAUUACACCAUAUUGCAAGGCCAUUGCAAAGUACAUUUUUCAGUUUUUAGUACUUGUUUUGAAAUUUCAUUGCACCUUGUAUUUUAUGAAGUAAUAAAUGUAUUUCCAAGG